Molecule: messenger RNA, 2721 nt
Organism: Menidia menidia (Atlantic silverside)
Lineage: Eukaryota; Metazoa; Chordata; Actinopteri; Atheriniformes; Atherinopsidae
Source: the annotation of a GenBank genome assembly
UACAGUCUGCCAGUUGCUUCGAAACCGCCGGAUGUGUCUGCUUGCGCCAAGAGAAAGGACACAAAGGCUGAGCUUUAUUGGUGAUAUUUAGCUUGGACAGCCAGGUUGUAACCUUAAGAAAAACAACCCAAUUGCCCGUGAUAAAAAAGGACCGUUAUAUAGCACCCAAAUAACUUCACCCUGCUUCCCGUUUUAGAUUACUUUCAAAGUGGAGACACACUUGCAGACAUGUAAAGUAUCCCUGAGGUGCUGCAAAAUCCAAUAAUCAUUUCAUCACGCUGUUGAAUCAUUUUGAUAACAGAGAACCAUAUCUCGAAUGUAGGAUAUCAACACUUUAUUAAAGCCACAUUUGUUUUGCCUCCAAAUGGAAGACUAUGCAGAUGAAUUUCAUUAGAUGAAUAUGAAGGUGACUAACUCCCUUCAUGUGUGCGUAACUUUGAAAGGACGAAGUUGUUUGAUCAUUAUCCAAAUAUAUGUCACCAAAGUUAUAAUGCCCCUAUCCUAACUUACAACAAUCCCAUGUUAUGCUGAAAUAAGAUCUCAUGAAAAUCCAACGUUUAUUGUUCAUAAAGGGAAAUAUUUGCCAAUAAAGGCGCGGGGAUUUGCUAUUAAAAUAUAGUGGGGAAAAUGGUGGCCAUUUAGCUGAGUAGUGUAGGCUGAUUUAUUAUUUAUUGUUCUGUCCCACGGUCACGUGUUUGGGGCGCCCUAUCCAGUCUUGGACAAGGUUCAACUUACUGGACGCAUAGAGCUUCUUGGUGGUGCACGAAAGCAGCACCUUACCAUGCAAUGAAACUGUUUCCCCCCCUGUUUUUUCCCCGUGACAUUUUAGGACUGUAACUCGCCCUUUUUUUUGUGCUUUGCACUUUUUUUCCGCCUGCAAUGUCGACGCUUGGAACAAGCUACUAUGUGGACUCGCGCAUUCUUCCUGACCAGGAAGAUAUGGUACCGAGGUACUCAUCAGCUGCAGGGGUGGAGCAGGCGGCGGUCACCGAAUAUGGCGGACAGGAAUCUUGCCCUUUGCAAGGGAAAUCUUCUAUUUUUGGCGGAUCUUGGAGCACUAUCUCGACGCACGCUCCGAACCCAGCCACACCGACCUACGUCCACCAGCACUACGCGGGCGCGGACAGCGAUGGCAUGUUCGCCCGCUCCUGGUCGCUGGACCCCGUGUCCGCGUCGCUGUGUUUGACCGGACUGCCGUCGACGGCCAUGCACUACGAGAUCAAACCCGAGCCUCUCAUUGGGAGCGCCGAGUGUACCACUCUGGAGACUCACACGCCUCUUUUGUCAGACAUUGAAAACGGAGCAUCUCUCGCAGAGAUUCCCUGCGAAAGCUCGUCCAUGUCUAAGGUUGCUGAAGACAACAAGGCUCCAGAGGGGAAGACUGAGGCAGAGAAUAACCCAUCCACCAACUGGCUUCACGCAAAGCCCACCAGAAAAAAGCGUUGCCCCUACACUAAGCAUCAAAUCCUGGAGCUAGAAAAGGAGUUCCUCUAUAACAUGUACCUCCCUCGGGAUCGUAGAUACGAAGUAGCGAGACUGCUGAAUUUGACCGAGAGACAGGUAAAAAUCUGGUUUCAGAACCGCCGGAUGAAGAUGAAGAAAGAAAACAAAGACCGACGGGGGGACAGCUAACGCUGUAUUUUUUUGGAGUCUGGUGGGGGAGGGGAGGGGGUUCCGGACUAUCCGAACCUGUUACACACGUUGCUGUCAAUUAAUUGGUGUUGUUCAAAUUUACGCUGGAUGUGGUUGUGUUUUUUUCUAUUUCCGGUGUAUCCCGUUUGUGAGGACAAAGUGUCUCGUGGUAAAUGGAAUUGUCUUGUACUUUGCGCACACGGAUCGUGAGCUGUAGGCCGUUUGUUACUUGCAUGAAAUUAUUCUUGACUACCUGAAUAUUCCUCUGCUACCUAUUUGCAUUAUUUAAGUUAUUGUUUUUGCAGCCUCUUCGUGUUUUUUUUACGUGUUAACAUUUUAAGCAUUUGUGAAAACAUUGCACACUCUUUAAAUACCUCAUUUUGCCUGUUUUAAAUAGAAAUAAAGUGAAGUUUGUAUAGCACAUAAGAACCGAUAUUUGGUAUUGAUUUGCUACUAAUUAUCGAAAGAGGACGUUUAAAAAGUACAAUUAUAUUACAAAUAUUUAACGCUAUUCUAUGGCCUAUUCUACACAUUAUUCGUUUUUUUUAAUGUACUACUCUGUUCUUAAAAUGUUAAAGAAUUGUUUUGAGCCAGUAAAUUCAAAUGUGGGGGAUAUCCUACAGAUGCAAAACCGACUUUUAUUGCAUCUUGUUUGUGUCUGUAGAGGUUUAGACCAGCUGCUUUAACGCUGACAACUAAAACGAGCAACAGAAAACUCCAAAAGGGUCUGCCAAAUGCUGUUGUUUUUUUUCUUUUUCUUUUUUUGUCUGCAACUCCCUCACUCACUUUGAUUUAAAUCAGAAAUAAUUGUGUGAAGCUUCUGGCACGCAGAAUAUUUUUUUCAGUAAUGUGUGUACCCAGUUUAUGACAAUAACACCUGUCAGUGGGGGGGUGACAUGAAUCGUAGACUGCCUAAAAACUGUUAUUAAAUGUAUUUUGCUUACUUAUUCACCUAAAUUUGCAAUGGAUUUGGCAAAGAAAAAAACAAUGUAUAGUCAAAUUUUUGCGAAUUUAUUCCUAAAAUGUAGUUUGUGUAAAAUGGAAAUUAAAUUAAUGUGAACAAAAACUAAACAGAACAAGGUAACAGUC